CCGGCAUGUCAGGGACCCGCGCCUCCAACGACCGGCCCCCCGGCGCGGGCGGCGUCAAGCGGGGGCGGCUGCAGCAGGAGGCGGCGGCGACCGGCUCGCGGGUGACUGUGGUGCUGGGUGCGCAGUGGGGGGACGAGGGCAAAGGCAAGGUGGUGGACCUGCUGGCCACGGACGCCGACAUCGUCAGCCGCUGCCAGGGGGGCAACAAUGCAGGCCACACUGUGGUGGUGGACGGCAAGGAGUACGACUUCCACCUGCUGCCCAGCGGCAUCGUCCACACCAAGGCGGUGUCCUUCAUCGGCAAUGGGGUGGUGGUGCACUUGCCGGGCUUGUUUGAAGAGGCGGAGAAGAACGAGAAGAAAGGUCUGAAGGACUGGGAGAAGAGGCUGGUCAUCUCCGACCGCGCCCACCUCGUGUUCGACUUUCACCAGGCCGUGGACGGGCUCCAGGAGGCGCAGCGGCAAGCCCAGGAGGGGAAGAACAUCGGCACCACCCGGAAGGGCAUCGGGCCGGCCUACUCCUCCAAAGCCGCCCGCACCGGCCUGCGCGUCUGUGACCUGCUGUCGGACUUUGAGGAGUUUUCCGCCAGAUUCAAGAACCUGGCCCGCCAGCACCAGUCCAUGUUUCCAGCGCUGGAAGUGGACAUCGAAGGCCAGCUGAAGAAGCUCAAGGGCUUGGCCGAGCGGAUCCGCCCCUUGGUCCGAGACGGGGUGCACUUCAUGUAUGAGGCACUUCACGGGCCCCCCAAGAAGAUUCUGGUGGAGGGUGCCAAUGCGGCCCUGUUAGACAUCGACUUCGGCACAUACCCGUUCGUGACCUCAUCCAACUGCACUGUGGGGGGCGUGUGCACCGGCCUGGGCAUCCCCCCACAGAACAUAGGGGAGGUCUAUGGCGUGGUGAAAGCCUACACCACCCGCGUGGGCAUCGGCGCCUUCCCCACAGAGCAGAUCAACGAGGUCGGAGACCUGCUGCAGAACCGUGGCCAUGAGUGGGGGGUGACCACAGGCAGGAAGAGGCGGUGCGGCUGGCUGGACCUGGUCACCGUGAGAUACGCCCAUAUGAUCAACGGCUUCACUGCGCUCGCGUUGACGAAGCUGGACAUCCUGGACGCCCUGGACGAGCUGAAGGUCGGCAUUGCGUAUAAGCUGAAUGGGAAGCGGAUCCCCCACUUCCCAGCUAACCAGGAGGUCCUGCAGAAGGUGGAGGUGGAGUACGAGACCCUGCCGGGGUGGAAGGCCGACACCACGGGCGCCCGCAAGUGGGAAGACCUGCCCCCGCAGGCCCAGGGCUAUGUGCGCUUCGUGGAGAACCACGUGGGCGUGGCAGUCAAGUGGAUCGGGGUCGGCAAGUCCCGGGAGUCAAUGAUCCAGCUGUUCUAGGCAGAGCGCCUGGCGCGGCUCGCCUGGGAACCUGGAAGCGCACCUGCGCGGCCGCCCUGCAGCCUCGGGGUGACUGCCCUCCUCGCGCCCCAGCAAGCUGCGUCCGGCCUGUGGUGGGGGCUGGGCUGGCGGGCAAUAAACCGGGUCCGGUGGGCAGCGCCGCA
Messenger RNA from Condylura cristata (star-nosed mole), 1543 nucleotides. RefSeq names its product adenylosuccinate synthase like 1 (gene ADSS1). Gene Ontology annotation, cellular component: cytoplasm. Bases 6 to 1379 code for a protein of 457 amino acids. NCBI's taxonomy places the organism in Eukaryota, Metazoa, Chordata, Mammalia, Eulipotyphla, Talpidae. The record is from RefSeq and is a predicted model, not a curated record. Gene Ontology annotation, molecular function: adenylosuccinate synthase activity; GTP binding. The transcript has 13 exons. Gene Ontology annotation, biological process: IMP metabolic process; 'de novo' AMP biosynthetic process.